Molecule: messenger RNA, 1954 nt
Organism: Mustela erminea (ermine)
Lineage: Eukaryota; Metazoa; Chordata; Mammalia; Carnivora; Mustelidae
Gene: TMEM253
Product: transmembrane protein 253
Exons: 6
Coding region: 7-621 (204 amino acids)
Source: RefSeq, a predicted model, not a curated record
GGAGCCAUGGAGGAGAGAGCUGCUCAGCGGGAGCAGGAAAGACCCAGUCUUCGUCUGGAAAAGCUACAGCACUGGGCAAAGCACAGGCAGAGCGGGCACCUCUUGGUGCUAGCGGUGAGCCAGCUAUGGCUGGCAGUGGCUGUGGUGCCCUUUGCUAUCUCUGUUGCCUGCCUGAACUCUGCCUGUCACAUGGCCACAGCACUGCCACUUGGGCCUGGAGCAUUGGGUCUCCUCACUGCGAUUGUCACUCUUGAGCUGCGCAGAGCACCCCGCCUCUGGAAGGUGCGGGCCAUGAUGAUACUCAACAUCUUCAGUCUGAUCUUGGGCUUCAUCGUUGUGGUGGUCGACGUGAUGAAGACAGCCUUGGGGGCUGCCUCAGCUGCCCCCUCCCAGCAGGCUGGCUUGCUGGCGGUGGAGCUAGGCACUGAGGCCUUCACCCUAGGGGGAGUGCUGGUCUCGGCAUACUCACUCUUCCUGCUGAGCCAGAGGAAGCCAGGAUGCUGCAGGAACCGGAGUCUGCUCUACCAGGAGCUGCAGGAGGGUCUGUCUGAGUUGGAGGAAGUUGCUGCUUUGGAGAAUGGUACCACCGUGGCCAGCACAGCAAAUGCAACAAAUGAGUAAGCUAGCAAGGGCAGGCAAGCAACUCCUGCUCCACUAACCUGGCAAAGGGCGUUGUCCAGGCCCUCCUGCCCUCCACCACACAAAACUCAGAAGCUAGAUGGAGUCCUCUGAGACCUACAUGAAGUCCGGUGGAGUGCCUUCAGUUUUCAUCCAGACUAGGCCCCUUGCUCUUCCCUUCCCCACAAGAGGAAGCUAUACCUAAACCGGAGCCUUCCCUGAAAGGGAAAAGCUGCCCUCCUGCAGGACAUCCUUAAACCAAUUUUCAUCUGUACCCACUUCCUUCGAUCUUUCCCCUCCAUACCCAUCCCCUCCCCAUACAGCUUCACAUCUGCCUCGUCUCACUACUUUCUCUUCUUUCCACCUCUCACAAUCCCAUCCAACUCCAAGCCCGGGGUCCCGCACAAGCCCAUUCUCAGAAAUCAGUUCACGGUGCUUUAGUUUUCUCCCUUCGAGCCGGUUCCUUUCUACUCUAGCGAAGACUACAAGUCCCGGGAUGCCCCGCUGCCCCCGUGGCCUGAUGGGAAAUAAAGAGCCUUCCCUCUGGGAUGGGGGCGCUGUACAUCUGCUGAGUGACGCGAGGCGCUGGAAGUCGGGGCCUAGCCGAGAGUUUCCUCGGACGCGACCACUGGCCCCGCGUGCGGGGAGGCGCCAGGCGGGUUAUCCUGCGCGGGGGCGCCGCCGCCCCACCCACGGCAACUGAUUGCUGACUCUGGGUCCACAGGCCUCCCUCUGGCAGCUUCGGGGACCGGCAGGGGCUGGGGCUGGCCCUCGGCAGAGCUGGGUUUCCCAAAUGGUGUCGCUGCGCCCCCUCCCACAGAGCCCAAAUCCAAAGUCCUGAGACUUGGAGCGCGCGCGAGAAAGGGGUUGGAGAUGAUGAGUCAGAAGCCCGGGGCCCUUGUCGUCCCCCUCCCUCGGGGCCCAGGUGCCGGACGAGGACAGGCUCGCAGGGCAGACGGGUGGAUUGGGCAGGAAGAGGAAGGGACGCGGCGACCCGAGCUAACACUUUCCCGCCUCUUGCGAGCACGCCGGUGUUACGAGACCGCGUUGCCACCACCCUUUCUCUCCCAAGGCGGGAGCGGGACUGCGCAGGCUCAGCCUCUCGGCUACCCCGCGGACCUUUGAUCCCGGCUGCGGUCUGGUCCUGAAGCUCUGGUUGGGCUCAACCCCCACUGUUUCUGACCUUUGCACGUGUGCAAAGAUGACAAGCUCGAGUGGGCUUUAGAAAAGCCCAGGGAAACUGGGAGACCCAGUAGCACCAGCCGGGCAGCUUACUAGCCGCUAGAGAAACUAGAAAUUGACCACAGCUGGAGUACUAAGAGAACUCACCCCAAAU